GCUCAGGCUGGGCAAGGCAGGAGAGGGUGGAGGGGCGUCUGCAGGAGCAGGCAUCCUCCAGGGCCCCGAGAAUCCACAGGCAGCUCCCCCAGCUGCUGGGAAGGGCUCUGGACACCUUCAGCUCUUCUUGCCUGCUCUCCAAGGCUCAAGCUAGAAGCUCCCGGCGUUUGCUUGCUGAGUUGGCGACAGCCACAGAGCUGGUUCCCCCGGGGACCCCCUGCCUGUCUUCUUGCCGCCCCCCAGCAUGGAGGGAGGUGUUGAUUUUGACAACGACUAUGUGGCAGACAACCAGUCUGAGUGUGAGUACACGGAAUGGACAUCCUCGGGGGCCCUCAUUCCUGCCAUCUACAUGCUGGUCUUUCUCCUGGGCACCACGGGCAACGGCCUGGUGCUCUGGACAGUGUUCCGAAGCAGCCGGGAGAAGAGGCGUUCUGCCGACAUCUUCAUCUCCAGCCUGGCGGUGGCCGAUCUGACUUUCGUGGUGACCCUGCCGCUGUGGGCCACCUACACGUACCGGCACUACGACUGGCCCUUUGGCACCUUCGCCUGCAAGCUCAGCAGCUAUCUCAUCUUCGUGAACAUGUACGCCAGCGUCUUCUGCCUCACCGGCCUCAGCUUCGACCGCUACCUGGCCAUUGUGAGGCCGGUGGCCAACGCGCGGCUGCGGCUGCGGGUGAGCGGGGCCGUGGCCACGGCCGUCCUGUGGGUGCUGGCCGCCCUCCUGGCCAUGCCGGUCAUGGUGUUCCGCGCCACCGCCCCCACAGUGUUCCCCGAAAACGUCACGAAGGUCCAGUGCUACAUGGACUACUCCAUGGUGGCCACUCCCAGCUCGGAGUGGGCCUGGGAGGUGGGCCUGGGGGUCUCGUCCACGGCCCUGGGCUUCGUGGUGCCCUUCACGGUCAUGCUGACCUGCUACUUCUUCAUCGCGCAGACCAUCGCCGGCCACUUCCGCAAGGAGCGCAUCGAGGGCCUGCGCAAGCGGCGCCGGCUGCUCAGCAUCAUCGUGGUGCUGGUGGUGACCUUCGCCCUGUGCUGGAUGCCCUACCACCUGGUGAAGACGCUCUACAUGCUGGGCAGCCUGCUGCACUGGCCCUGCGGCUUCGACCUCUUCCUCAUGAACGUCUUUCCCUACUGCACCUGCGUCAGCUAUGUCAACAGCUGCCUGAACCCCUUCCUCUACGCCUUCUUCGACCCCCGCUUCCGCCAGGCCUGCACCUCCAUGCUCUGUGGGGGCGCCUCCCACAGCAGCAGCGGGGAGAAGUCGGCCAGCUACUCCUCGGGGCACAGCCAGGGGCUGGGGCCCAACACGGGGAAGGGCGGAGAGCAGACCCAGGAGAAAUCCAUCCCCUACAGCCAAGAGACCCUUGUGGUUGACUAGGGUGGGGAUCUCAGAGAGCCUGGUGCCCUCCGCCCCAGCCCCUGCCCUUGCUCUCCGAA
This is a messenger RNA of Molossus molossus (Pallas's mastiff bat), 1437 nucleotides long. RefSeq names its product apelin receptor (gene APLNR). Gene Ontology annotation, biological process: immune response; G protein-coupled receptor signaling pathway. The coding region runs from base 245 to 1378 and encodes 377 amino acids. Gene Ontology annotation, cellular component: membrane. The transcript has a single exon. Gene Ontology annotation, molecular function: G protein-coupled receptor activity. The record is from RefSeq and is a predicted model, not a curated record. NCBI's taxonomy places the organism in Eukaryota, Metazoa, Chordata, Mammalia, Chiroptera, Molossidae.